CACUGAUUAAUUUCGAUUCCCGACUUCCGCACAGUAUAUUCUUCUUGUUGAUGAGAUAAGGCUUCACUCUGCAUCUCCCUUCCAUUACAGCACCAAGCCACCAACAACACUAGAAAUGCAAUCUCCAUCUCUAAACACCCUGAAAUUCUCCACCCCAUUUCUCCCCCCACCACCCCCUCUCACCCCUCUCCACCCCCUUCACAAAUCCCAAUGCAAAUCCACCCCCAUCCUCUCCACUUUCACCCCCAACCCCCCACCUCAAAAACAAGUCUACCAGCCUUUUAGGCCACCCCCUGCUCCCAUCCCACCCCAAUUCCGCUCCCUCGACGCCCCUGCUCGCCUCGACAUCCUCUCCAAUCGCCUCGGCCUCUGGUUCGAUUACGCCCCUUUGAUCCCCUCACUGACCCAAGAAGGCUUUUCUGCUCCCACCAUAGAGGAGAUCACUGGGCUUACUGGGGUGGAGCAGAAUCAGCUGAUUGUGGGGGCUCAGGUGAGGGACUCUCUGGUUCAGGCUGAGGUUGAGGAUGAGGUCUUGAGGUUUUAUGAUCUGGGUGGGGCCCAGUUGUUGUAUGAGAUUAGGCUGUUGAGUGUGGAGCAGAGGGCGGCGGCGGCGAGGCUGAUUGCGAGGGAGAAUUUUGAUGUGAAGGGUGCGCAGGAGGUGGCGAGGGCGAUUAAGGAUUUUCCGAGGAGGAAGAGGGAGAAGGGGUGGGAGUGUUUUGAGUAUAGGAGUCCUAGGGAUUGUCUAGCGUUUUUGUAUUAUAGGCUUGCGUUGGAGCAUGAGAGUUUCGAGGUGAGGAAGGGGGGGUUGGUUAAGGCGUUGGAGAUGGCGGAGAGUGAGAGGGCGAAGAAGAGGAUUUUGGAGGAUUUGGAGAGGAAGGGAGGGGGGGAGAAGGGUGAGGAUGUGGUUGUGGCGGUGAAAGUGCCGGUUGUGAGGAUGAAGGUGGGGGAGGUCUCGGAGGCUACUUCUGUGGCGGUUUUGCCUGUUUGUAGGUCGGAGAUGAGGGAGGAGGAGGUGGUGGAUGCGCCUUGGGAAUGUGGGACUGGGGGGGAGUUUGGAGUGGUGGUGGCAGAGAAGCCGUGGAGUAGGUGGGUGGUUUUGCCCGGGUGGGAGCCUGUCGUGGGACUUAAGAAAGGGGGAGUUGUGGUUGGAUUCCCGGAUGCUAGGGCAUUGCCUUGGAAGGUGAAUAAGUGGUAUAAGGAGGAGUCGAUUCUUGUUGUUGCUGAUAGAAAGGCAAAGGAAGUGGUGACUGAUGACGCGUUUUAUUUAGUUUGCAAAGAGAACGGAUUGAAGGUCGAGAGAGGGUCUGCGUUAAAGGGAUCAGGGAUAGAGGAGAGUUUAGGAACCGUUGUUUUGGUUGUUAGGCCACCAAAAGAAGAUACAGAAAAUCAGUUGGAAGAAGAUUGGGAAUGACGAAUGAAAGGAUGUUAAAAACUCAAACUUUGAUCAACACAUAGAAGUUAAAACGAGGAAGGCGGAAUCAAAAUCUUACAGUUCAAAGAUGCACAGAUAUGUUUUUAUUGUUAAAAUCAGCAGAACUAUUUGGUCUUGUGAAUAUAAGAUGUUUAGAUUGAAUCAACCAGGUGUAGACUUUAGGUAUAUUUGUGCUUCUGUUUUGUUAGUUGGUACCUAGAAACUAAUACACUGAAACUGUGAAAGAAUAUAGAUCCUUUUAUUAUUUGUGACCUAUUUAUUCAAAUGAUACUUGAACUAGC
This is a messenger RNA of Daucus carota subsp. sativus, 1713 nucleotides long. Its product is annotated as rubisco accumulation factor 1.2, chloroplastic. The record is from RefSeq and is a predicted model, not a curated record. Gene Ontology annotation, cellular component: chloroplast. NCBI's taxonomy places the organism in Eukaryota, Viridiplantae, Streptophyta, Magnoliopsida, Apiales, Apiaceae. The transcript has a single exon. Bases 116 to 1411 code for a protein of 431 amino acids.